This is a messenger RNA of Zootoca vivipara (common lizard), 732 nucleotides long. Lineage: Eukaryota; Metazoa; Chordata; Lepidosauria; Squamata; Lacertidae. The record is from RefSeq and is a predicted model, not a curated record.
AUGGACCCGCUCUGGAGGAUGGAUCAACUGCUUCUCUACAUCAAUGCAGCCCUCCUGGUUUAUUUCAGCUGUGCCGGCUUCUGUCUGGCAGAUGCAGCUUUGUUGCAUCUUCUCCAUUCAUGUGAUGUGAAUCUCCCUCUCCUUGUAGACAGCCCCUCCGCUCCGGUCAAUGUCACAGUCAAGCUCCUGAAAGCCAACUCAGCUGUUGUGACCUGGGACGUCCUGGAAGAAGAGGUGGUCAUAGGAUUUGCCAUCUCCCAGCAGAAGAAGGAUGUCAGGAUGCUGCGCUUCAUUCAGGAGGUGAACACCACCACCCGCUCGUGCUCCCUCUGGGAUCUGGAGGAGGACACCGAGUACAUUGUGCACGUCCAGUCCAUCAGCAUCCAAGGCCAGAGUCCAGCCAGCGAACCAGUCCACUUCAAGACCCCCCGGGAAGCAGAGAAGCUGGCUUCCAAAAACAAAGAUGAGGUGACGAUGAAGGAGAUGGGAGAGAAGAACCAGCAGCUGCGAGCCGGGGAGAUCCUCAUCAUUGUUGUGGUCUUGUUCAUGUGGGCAGGGGUGAUCGCCCUGUUCUGCAGGCAGUACGACAUCAUCAAAGACAACGAACCAAAUAACAACAAGGAGAAAGCCAAGAGCACCUCAGAAAACAGCACCCCCGAACACCAGAGCGGGGGCCUCCUGCGUAGCAAGUUUCCAAAAAACAAGCCCUCAGUGAAUAUCAUUGAAGCAUGA